Cryptomeria japonica (Japanese cedar) is the source of this 4295-nucleotide messenger RNA. RefSeq lists its product as uncharacterized. The coding region runs from base 150 to 3773 and encodes 1207 amino acids. The transcript has 27 exons. Gene Ontology annotation, cellular component: endoplasmic reticulum membrane. NCBI's taxonomy places the organism in Eukaryota, Viridiplantae, Streptophyta, Pinopsida, Cupressales, Cupressaceae. The record is from RefSeq and is a predicted model, not a curated record.
CAAUUUCUUCACCAAAUCAAUGGGCGAAUGAAGCUCCCGUUCCUCUUGAAUUUUUUAAAGUGGCAUUACUGAACCCGAAACCGGAACAUUUUAGAUAGACUGGAGCUGGGUGUUGAGAGCUUAGAAAGGGUUUUACGAAGGCCUGUGGAAUGGAAGUGCAGGUGCUUUUGCUGUCGCUCAUCUUCCUCGCAGUCGGCGCUGCUGCAGAUGGCAUCAACGGCUGCGGAGGUUUCGUAGAGGCAAGUCCAGCUUUGAUCAAGCUGAGAAAACCAACUGAUCCGAAGCUUGACUAUUCUCACAUAACUGUCGAGCUUCAUACAGUGGAUGGCCUGGUGAAGGAGUGGACACAGUGUGCACCAAAUGGAUAUUAUUUCAUUCCUGUAUAUGACAAAGGGUCUUUUGUAAUCAAAAUCAAAGGUCCAGAUGGAUGGUCAUGGAAACCAGAUCAGGUUCCUGUAUCAGUGGAUAAUAAUGGUUGCAAUGGCAAUGAAGACAUAAAUUUUCACUUCACUGGGUUCACUGUAUCUGGAAGAGUUGUAGGGGCUGUUGGAGGAGAAAGCUGCCCAAAAAUAAAUGAAGGUCCUGGCAAUGUGAAGGUCGAACUCAUCUCCACCACGAGUAAACUAAGUAACAGUGUGUUUACAUCGCAUGGGGGAAGUUAUAACUUCAAAAACAUUAUUCCAGGGACAUACAAGCUAGUUGCUUCCCAUCCAAUUUUAACAGUUGAACAGAGAGGCUCUCAUGAGAUAGAUGUAGAUUUUUCCAAUCUGGUAGUAGAUGACAUUUUCUUUGUACCUGGCUAUGAUAUUGAUGGACUGGUUGUUUCACAGGGUAAUCCAGUUUUAGGCGUUCAUGUAUAUCUUUAUUCUGAUGAUGUUGUCGAGGUUCACUGCCCCCAGGGUGCUGGAACAGCUCCAUGGGAAAAACAAGCACUCUGUCAUGCCAUAUCUGAUGCAAAUGGGAGAUUUGCUUUUAAAUCUAUUCCUUGUGGUAAAUACAGGUUAUUACCUUUUUACAAAGGAGAGAAUACAAUAUUUGAUGUCUCACCUCCUUCUAUGGAACUUCUGGUGGAGCAUACACAAGUUACCAUAUCUCAGCCCUUCCAGGUAACAGGGUUUUCGGUUGGAGGACGUGUUGUGAAUUCUCAGGGCAUUGGAGUUGAAGGUGUUAAGAUAUUAGUUGAUGGACGAGAAAGAGCUAGAACGGACAUUUGGGGAUAUUACAAGCUUGAUCAGGUUACAUCCACACGCUACACAAUCAAGGCUGAGAAGGAACACUUCAAAUUUAGCAGUUUGGAGAAUUUCAUGGUUUUACCAAACAUGGCUUCAAUUCCAGACAUAAAAGCUACACAUUAUAAUAUUUGUGGUUCUAUCAAAUUGAUAACAGCAGGCUUUACUCACAAGCGUCAAGUUGCAUUAACACAUGUGCCAGAGAAUGUAAAGCCACAAAUAAAAAAGAUAGAUGAGAUGGGUGACUUCUGCUUUGAGGUUCCACCUGGAGACUAUCGUGUGUCUCCCCAUACUACAUCAUUAGAGAAUGCUUCUGGUUUAUUGUUUUCCCCACCACAUGUUGAUGUAACCAUGAAUGGACCAUUUCUUGGUAUUGAAUUUACACAGGCCCUGGUUAAUAUCCGUGGAUCAGCAAUAUGCAAGGGAAGUUGUGACUCCAUGAUUUCUGUUUCUCUUUCUUCUCCGUCCGUUAAAAAUUCAGAGAGCUCAAGGUCAGUGAGUUUGAGUGGUGAUAGCAGUGACUUUGUAUUUGAGAAAGUCUUGCCUGGUGCAUAUCAUCUUGAGAUAAAACAUGGACCUUCUUUUGAGGCUGCAAACUGGGAUGAUGAUUGGUGUUGGGAGAAAAAAUUCAUUGACGUGGAAGUUGGUAUUGCUGAUCUGGCAGGUAUAACAUUUGUCCAGAAGGGAUACUGGUUGCAUAUCAAGUCUACUCAUGUAGUGAAUGCUUCUAUCUUACAGCCAAACAGAGAGCUCAUUAAUCUGCCAAUCGAGAAAGGAUGGCAACGGACAUGCUUAGAAACCCCCGGUUCGCACACACUUCAAUUCUUGAACUCAUGCAUUUUCUUUGGAACAAAUUCAUUGGAAUUUAACACAUUGGACCUGAAGCCUCUAUAUCUGACUGGCAAAAAAUAUCUUCUAAGUGGGCAAAUUCAUAUCAAAUCUGACAUAAUACCUGACUCAAACAAGAUGUCCGAGAGCAUUACUGUGGAUGUAUGGCAAAAGGAUGGCACAUUUGUUGAUGUGAUAAAUAAUGUCAAACAUGUUUCAAGUCUGACUGGGUCAGCUGAGGUUGCUGUUUAUGAAUUUACACACUGGGCAAAUCUUGGAGAUGAACUGAUCUUUGUUCCUCAAGAUAUCAGCAGGAAUGUUAGUGGCCAGAGUAGUUUGAAAAAGAUUCUGUUUUAUCCAAGAGAGCAUCAUGUUGCUGUUAAAACUGAUGGUUGCCAACGUCCUAUUCCUCCAUUUGUGGGCCGCUUAGGACACUAUGUUGAAGGAUCAGUUUUGCCAGCUCUUCAUGGAGUUGAUAUCAGAAUAAUUGCUCAUGGUGACAGUAGCAAUGUUGCUCUUAAAAAAGGCGACUUAGCUCUUUCAACUUCAACAGGAUCGGAUGGCUUGUUCAGUGGUGGCCCUUUGUAUGAUGACACAGAUUACUAUGUUGAGGCUUCCAAGGAGGGAUAUCAUCUAAAACCACUUGGAGGAUAUUCAUUCUCUUGUCAGAAGCUCAGUGAAAUUGUGGUUCAUAUCUAUGCUGGAGAAGGUGCAGAAGAAUCACUCCCAUCUGUUCUUUUAUCACUUAGUGGUGAGGAUGGUUACCGAAACAAUUCUGUAUCUGCUCCUGGUGGAGCAUUUAACUUUGAGAAUCUGUUUCCCGGGAGUUUUUUCCUUAGACCGCUUCUGAAGGAAUAUUCAUUUUCACCAUCGGCACAGGCAAUAGAACUAGGCUCUGGAGAGAUUAGAGAAGUGACAUUUGCUGCACACCGUGUUGCUUACAGCAUUCUAGGUACCGUGACAUCACUUUCUGGGCAGCCUAGGGAAGGUAUCACUUUGGAAGCUAGAUCCCAGUCAAAAGGUUAUUAUGAGGAAACAACCACAGACAUUUCAGGGAAAUAUCGCCUUAGAGGCCUUCUACCUAACUCAAAAUAUUCGGUAAAAGUUGUAGUAAAAGAAGACUCAGGAAACCAACCAAAAAUUGAGCGUGCAUCUCCAAGCUUUGUUGAUAUUGAGGUUGCGUCUACAGAUAUCAGUGGAUUGGACUUUGUUGUCUUUGAUCAGCCAGAAAUGACAAUUGUUACAGGUCAUGUUGAUGGGACUGACCUUGAAAAACUGCAGCCACAUUUGACAGUUCAGAUUAAAUCUGCAAGUGAACCCUUUAAAAUAGAGUCCCUUAUUCCACUGCGGAUGUCAAAUUUUUUUGAAGUACAGAGUCUGCCAAAAGGAAGAUACCUGGUCCAACUUCUGUAUGGACUUCCAUCAAAGUUUCAGAAAUUUGAAUCUGAUAUUCUUGAAGUCGACCUAGAGAAGCAGACACAAAUACAUGUUGGGCCAUUAUCUUACAGGGCAGAGGAGCAUAAUCAGAAGCUGGACUUGACACCGGCACCUGCUUUUCCCCUCAUUGUUGGAGUCUUAGUGAUAGCUGUUUUUGUGAGCAUGCCUAGGUUUAAGGAUGCAUAUCAAUGGGCAGUAGGAUUGGCACCAUCAGGAAUGAUGGCAAUUUCAUCAAAGAAAGACAUGCGGAAACUAAAUAUAAGAAGGAAAACAUAUUGAAUUCCAUUCUGUUUCUCUGCAAACAGCAUGGGUGCAAAUAGCAAACUAAUAUUUCCUUGUAAUUUUGUAUUAAAUGUUUUUCUUCCCGGAACUCAGAUUUUGGCAAGUUCACAUGUUGAGAUUGAUAGAAUGUGUUGUUGGAGAUGACAUGACGGGUUCACAUAUGAUUUACUAGUCCACUUGAUAGUCACUUGAUUAGAGCCAUCCUAUACCAUGUCAUGUAAGGAACUUCAGAUCCUUCGGUAACACUUUUUUAUAGUUUUGGAAACUUUCUCAGGCAUGAGCUAUUCUUCUCGGCAAUUCAAUCGAGCCCUACAUCAACAGGUAGGGCAUUGCUAAUGUACAUACUCAAGAGAUUUCUGCAUAACAUAAGCUUUUUUGAGAUUGUUUACUUAGAAGGAUUGUAUUCCAGAACAAAAAGCCCUAGAUGAAAUUUCUUUUUGGUGAAAAUUUUAUCCAAUAAACUUUUUGACAGCUUUUGGAAAUUUUCAACAAGAUCUUGAAGAGUAUAUUAUUGUUGAA